AUGGAGGAAAAUAACCUUGAGGUGAAUUUAUCCCAUCCAAGAAAAAGGUCAAAAGUCUCCAGAGCUUGCGAUGGAUGUAGGCGCAAGAAGAUCAGGUGUGAUGGAGAGUUUACUAGUUCAUUGCUGAAGGUGACUAAAGCGUGUACUAAUUGUCGGAAGAAUUUUGAAGAAUGCACAUUUUCUCGAGUUCCAUUGAAGCGUGGACCAUCCAAAGGACAUUCCAAGGACUUUGACGAUAAUGAGUCCCAUGCUAGAACCCACAGUUUGGGGGGCUCCACAUAUGAUCCUCCUUCGUUGCCGUAUCCAAAUCAUUCCAUUUCAGCACAUAAAGUGUCUCCUCCCAAUCCCUCAAGCUCAAUUGUUUUACCACCGCUUGUUCACAGCUUCCAGAGACUGCCGGUAGAGAGUAGUACUGCCAAUGGUUCUGCUACUAAACCGGUUCUUCCCCCAUUGGGAGCAGUUAAGAAGGACGACGGUUCCGAUCCGACUACUCCAAGACAGGUUUCUGCCAACGGUUCUUUACGUUCCAGCGUUGAUGUGAAUGCUCCAGUCCAAGCUAGCACGACCGCAACGUACUCAGCAAGAUCGCAGGUUAGUAGUCCUUCCAUCAAAGGUCCAUUUUGGAAAGUUCCGUACGAAAUGCCUGAAUUGCGUCGAGAAAGAAGAGAGUCCGCCGACUCGGUUUCGUCAACAAAUUCCAACUUGUCAAACGGAUCUCGCUCGCGGAUGUCUUCGCUCGUACCAAGCGUCUCUGUUGCCAGCGAAAGCGGAGUCAGCGAUAGUGACGAUGACUUUCACUCUGUGAGGUCAAAAAUGUCCCGCCAAUCUUCCCAAUCGAUAUCUCCUCGCAAUUCGGUAUCGUCGCUUUCAAGUCUUAAUGGACGAAUCAACAGCAUGACCUUCAACCAGCAACCAGCAUCUUUUUCUCCUCCUGUUCCCUAUCCUGCUCAACCUGGAGUUGUGCAAUUCCAGUUCUCUCCCCACCAACAGUUCCCUCAAAUGCCAACCUUAUACGGACCAAUGCAGCUACAUCCAAAUACUGCUAGCCACACCCCAACUCCUCAACCGCCCACAAAAGUCCCCAUCAAUAAUUUGGACGUCAAUCUUGAAAUUUAUUACCGCAAGUUCCACCACCAUUUCCCCAUACUUCCUUUCCAAAUCCAGGCACUUCGUGAGAUGCAAAACGAGUGCCGUGCCGAGGGCAUGUUGGAGCUCUUCAAUCUCUCGUUGAACAACUUGAACAAUUUCCAGUCGUUGAGCCUCGCUGACAAUAUUCGGUUGUUUCACCGACUUCUUCAAUAUUACCCAUUUUCUCUGCUCGGCAUCGAAGUCAACGAUAGCUUGGUUUCGCUAUUUAUUACAUCAUUGGUCUUGAUCGACUACGCUAUAUUAUUGAACGGUGACGUUUAUGCGUUGGGCAUUUCCAUAACCCUUGGAAUCUUGAACGAGUUCAAAGUUGCCGAAAGUUUCAGUCUGUAUGUGUCUCAAGGUUUUCCCGACAAACCCAUCAAUCCCGAUGCCAUCCAGAUCUAUUUGCCAAAACUUUACCUCUGCUUAUCGGUUAUCGACACAUUUUAUGCUUUAAGCUUCGGAGCCCAGCUGAAUGUCAAAACUACCGUGAACGAAUUUUUGUUUCAGCACUUGGCAAUACUCUUUCCACAGGAUAAUUCUGUUCCUGGAAGCGAUGGUAUUUUCAGCUUCAAAGUAGCCUCGCUACUCAACAGACUUCUCAAAAUAAGAAACGAACUCAAUUUCAAACAGAUUAACAAGAAUGAGUGUCAAAGGUUCACCGAAGACUUUUGCAUUCUUCAGAACGAAAUCCUGCAAUUGAACUCGAAUUCGGUUCAGUUUUACAGCCUUUUUGUCUACCUUUUGAAAGACAAGUACGAGUUUUACGAUUACUUGACUGAAAUGAUAGUUUUGUUCGACAAGAUGGGUUCGGUGCUCAAUGAAGAAGAGCAAGAUACUGUCCAUGAUUACAGUCUAAAGUUGGGAAGAUUACUCAAAAGGUUAUCUCAGUCAAUCAUCAACGUCUCCAACUUUAUCUCGACUGUCAAUUCUGCCUCAAGCUCUCCUGGGCAAUCUGAUUCUGGAAAAGACAUCUUGACUCCAUUCCUCAACUUGGCCUAUGCUCAGUCUUACAAGCUAAUUAAGUUGUGUAAGUUACUUACAGAUAGCCUCGUGAGCUCGUCGAAAGAUGUGGAGUUGGCACAAAGGUGUAUGAAAAUUAACAAUGAUUUGUCGAUAGCUUUUAAUUUGCUCAAUAGCAAUUUGAACCGCAAUUCCGCCUAUAACAUUGGUCAAAGUGCUCUGAAGUUGAUUCAAAGUCGAGUUGAAUCCUACAAGCUUGCGUUCAACAGACCGGUGGAAAACCAAACAUCAAACGAGUGGACUAAUGAUUUGCAAAAUGGUAUCAUUGCUUUUGUGGAGCAAGAGGAAUACGAUGGUUGGUUAUGA
Molecule: messenger RNA, 2457 nt
Organism: Meyerozyma guilliermondii ATCC 6260
Lineage: Eukaryota; Fungi; Ascomycota; Pichiomycetes; Serinales; Debaryomycetaceae
Gene: RGT1
Product: Rgt1p
Exons: 1
Coding region: 1-2457 (818 amino acids)
Biological process (GO): regulation of DNA-templated transcription
Molecular function (GO): zinc ion binding; DNA-binding transcription factor activity, RNA polymerase II-specific
Source: RefSeq, a predicted model, not a curated record